AUGAAGUUCCGCUUCACGACAACUCGCCUCGAGGCGACGAAUGCAGUUCUGGGCUCAAUGAAGGCCGCCACCAAGCUGACCACCAACUUGAUUUUCCGCUGCAGCCCCACAGGCAUUCACAUUGUCGCCGACCCUUCGUACCGAUCCAAUAGUCCACUGAUGUCGCGUUGUGAACUGCGUGCUGAGAAUCUGUUCUACGAGUACCACUUCAAUGGUGUCAGUGCAGAGCACAAUCUCAUUUACUUUGAUGUGCCGUGCCUUGCCCUCUCAAACAUUCUGGCCACUUUUCAUUCCUGCAUCAAGAGUCUUAAAAUUAAACUGGACAACGGCCCCAGUGGAGAAAGACAGCGUUUCGUGUUGAAGUUCACAGUGGAGUACCCUAGUCUUGAUAACAGUCGUUAUAUCCACCACGACGUGGGCAUCAGUAUUAUGAAGCAAAAGUACUGGGCUCCCUUCGAAGAGCAACCCGUUGAUCCGUUUAAUGUAAUUGAGUAA
Molecule: messenger RNA, 495 nt
Organism: Rhagoletis zephyria (snowberry fruit fly)
Lineage: Eukaryota; Metazoa; Arthropoda; Insecta; Diptera; Tephritidae
Source: RefSeq, a predicted model, not a curated record